Molecule: messenger RNA, 1059 nt
Organism: Melopsittacus undulatus (budgerigar)
Lineage: Eukaryota; Metazoa; Chordata; Aves; Psittaciformes; Psittaculidae
Product: G-protein coupled receptor 183-like
Exons: 1
Coding region: 1-1059 (352 amino acids)
Biological process (GO): G protein-coupled receptor signaling pathway
Cellular component (GO): membrane
Molecular function (GO): G protein-coupled receptor activity; oxysterol binding
Source: RefSeq, a predicted model, not a curated record
AUGGCUGUUGUGGAGGCUGUGCUCCCACCUGCCAACCUCACCUCCAGCAACCAGAGCAGCUGCAAUGUGCACAACCACCACUUCUCUGCCAAAGUCACCUUCUCCCUCUUCUACACUGCCCUGCUGGUGUUCGGCGCCUGUGGGAACAUCCUGGCCCUCUGCAUCACCUUCCAGCGCAGGAAGAAGAAACUCAACUCCACCGACCUCUACCUAGUGAACCUGGCCCUCUCCGAUGCACUCUUCACCCUGGCACUGCCGGGCAGGAUUGCCUACUAUGUCCUGGAGUUUGACUGGCCAUUUGGGGACUGGUUCUGCCGGGUCACAGCCUUCAUUUUCUACAUGAACACCUACGUGGGCAUCUACUUCAUGACCUGUGUGAGCGUGGACCGCUACAUUGCUGUGGUGCGCACCAGGCACCCCGGCAGGAUCCGCAAGAUGAGCCGUGCCAGGCUUGUCUGUGUCCUCAUCUGGUCCUUGGUGUUCCUGCAGACAGUGCCGCUGCUCCUGCGGCCCAUGACGCGGAGGAUGGGGGACAAAUUGACAUGCAUGGAGUACUUCAACUUUGAGGAGAUUCCCAAGCUGCCCUACCUGCUCCUGGGGGCAUGCGUGAUUGGAUUUUUCCUGCCUGUGGGCAUCAUCUUGGUGUGCUAUGUGAGGAUCAACCUCAAACUCUGCCAGACAGCCAAGGAGAACCCUCUGACGGUGAAGAAUGGGCACCACCGCAGGGCCUUCACCAUCAUCCUCGUGGUGCUGCUGGCUGUCCUGCUCUGCUUCAGUCCCUAUCACCUCAACAUCGUCCAGUUCAUGGUCAGGAAGAUCCUGUACCAGCCAUCCUGCCGUGAACAGCAAGCCUUCAAGAUGUCCCUGCAAGUCACUGUGGCGUUCAUGAACCUCAACUGCUGCAUCGACCCCAUCAUCUACUUCUUUGCCUUCCGGGGCUACAAGCGGAGGCUGCUCCGCAUCUUCAGGAACAGCGGCUCAAUGACCACCUCCUCCACUGCCAAGACCCCCUCUGACAGCAACAGCCACAACCAGCAACCUGGCUCCGUCUCUGUCUAG